Messenger RNA from Lactuca sativa (garden lettuce), 793 nucleotides. The record is from RefSeq and is a predicted model, not a curated record. NCBI's taxonomy places the organism in Eukaryota, Viridiplantae, Streptophyta, Magnoliopsida, Asterales, Asteraceae.
GUUGUGCGAUCGGAAGAGAAGAGGAUGAAGACUACAAGGAGCCACCACCGGCGCCGUUUUUCGAGCCAGGCGAGUUGUCGUCAUGGUCGUUUUACAGAGCCCGUAUCGCAGAGUUCAUCGCCACCUUCUUGUUCCUCUACAUCUCGGUGUUGACUGUAAUGGGGGUGGUCAAAUCUCCGACGAAAUGUGGCACGGUGGGUAUUCAAGGAAUCGUGUGGGCUUUCGGUGGUAUGAUCUUCGCUCUUGUCUACCGCACCGCCGGUAUCUCAGGUAUGUUUCCACUCUCCACCGGAACCCUAAUUUUAUCUUCUUUCUUCUUCAAAUCGUCUACAAACUACGUUUCAUCUUCAACACAGGAGGGCAUAUUAACCCAGCUGUCACAUUCGGUUUGCUAUUAGCAAGAAAACUGCCGUUGACCAGGGCAGUGUUCUACAUGGUGAUGCAGUGUCUUGGAGCGAUCUGUGGUGCCGGAGUUGUGAAAGGGUUUCAGGGUGAUGCGCAGUACACGACGUUAGGCGGUGGUGCUAAUGUCGUCGCCCAUGGUUACACCAAGGGUGAUGGUCUUGGUGCUGAGAUUGUUGCCAUUUCCAUGCUUGUUUACACCGUGUUCUCUACAACUGAUGCUAAAAGAAGCGCCAGAGACUCCCAUGUCCCUAUUUUGGCUCCUCUUCCAAUUGGGUUUGCGGUGUUCUUAGUUCAUUUGGCCACCAUCCCCAUCACCGAAACUGGAUGUUGCUUCUUUGGUGAUUCAUUGACUGUCAAUCAAAAGGAAACACAUGUUGAAACAGAAUAA